AUGAAUGAAUAUAAUAUUCGUACUAAUGGUGCAAUAUAUGAUCAUCGUAAAUCAGCUACUCUUGAAGGUUUUGAUACAUUUGUCGAUGAAACUAGUGCAGCGGGUCUUCAAGCAGGGCAUAUGGAUAGUGACAAAAUGAUCUUUUCUAAUGAAAAUGCUGAACAACUAUACGCUUCUUAUGGUGAUGCAUUAACAUUAUCCAUAAAACAAAAUGGACGCGAUGCUCCAUGGUUGAGCAUUCGACUUGAUGCAAUACUUCCAGAAAGUAUUGCUCAAGAUAUUGAUGAAUUGUGCAAUAACCCAACGAUAUUCGAUGAUAUAACAUCAUUUGAUCCAAUACAAUCGCCAACUGUGAUUCCAAUUGAUUUUAUAUCAGAGCUAAAUACUUUGAUACAAUGUGAUCCUAUACAAGUGUCGAAUGAUUUAGAGUGUCAACAAAAAUUUCUUCCAUUUGGCAUUAUAAAAUCAGAAAAAAUUCAAAUAAAAUGUCAACCACGUUCGAAAUUUCGUCCUCGAACACAGAAUGAAAGUAAAACUUCUUCCCAUUAUUUACGAUGUGACGAAGGUGCUGAACUAGAUUACCCUGCUAUAUAUGUACCUCAGAUAUGGGCUUGCCAAUCAGAUAUAAAUAUUAUUGAAGUUGCUCUUGUCGAUAUUGAAAAACAACCACAUCUCUAUUCUAUUGAUAAUAAAACUAGUAAAUUCUUAUACGAUGAUCAAGCAUUAAUUUUCAAAGAUGGUCCAUUAAAUCAAUUGUAUUUUCGUUUAACGGAUCAAGAUUUUAACAAUGGUUAUAAAACUUUUAUGAUUGAACUCAUUAAAAGUAAACAAGAUGAUAUUAUUACUAAAGAGCUAAUUCGAUCACGAAAACUUUAUCAAUCAAUGCUUCGUUUUACACGCAUUUAUCGUGAUAAAUAUGGUAAUUUUCAACGAGAUGAUAUAAAUCAAAAAUAUUCUUCUAUAAUGACAGAGCAUUAUGGUGAUGUUUCUGUUGAACAUAUCAGUCCAAAAUAUGGUCCAAUUAAUAGUCAAUCAAUGAUAUUUAUUGUUCUUAAAGGUCGUUUUCUUAAAGAUGAUUUAUCUAUUAUGAUUUGUGAACAAACAACUCAAUGGUCUCAUGAAAUAAAAAAAAUUAUCUUAAAUGGCAAUGUUGUUUAUUUUAAUAUGCCACCUUUUCCAUAUCUAUGUGUAAAUAAUGUAAAGGCAAGUGUAAUUAUUUACUAUAAAAAUCAAAAAAUUCAUCAAUCGUCUUAUUUAUAUAUGAACUUUUCGAAUGAACUUUUUUUCAAUGAAUCGAUAUCAAAUAUUGACGUUUCCAUGCCAAAAAAGAAACUUAGUCAAGACAUGGCCAACAAUAUAUGUUGUAUGCCAUUAAUACCUCAAAAAAUCUCACAAAACAAGCCUAUAAAACGUUUAAAUAGUAAAUUAGCUUAA
Messenger RNA from Rotaria sp. Silwood1, 1434 nucleotides. The record is from the annotation of a GenBank genome assembly. Lineage: Eukaryota; Metazoa; Rotifera; Eurotatoria; Philodinida; Philodinidae.